AUGGAUGUCACCACACAGACAUUCCCGUAUCAUCUUGCGCGGAUGCUGCAGGACCUUGCGUCCUCUGUCUUUGUCUCCAUUGACCUGGAGUUCUCUGGUAUCCCAAAGGCUCAACAGGGACGAGCAGGCCCACCGCAGAGCUUACAGCAGAGAUACCAAGAAGUCAAAGAGUCUGCGUCCAAAUACCAAAUACUCCAAGUCGGCUUGACCUUUUGUCAUGAGGAUGCCGAGGCAGCAAAGUAUACACUGAAACCAUAUAAUCUAUAUCUGAGCCCGAUCAUCGACCGUAGGCUAGAGGUUGAGCGGAACUGGUCAUUCCAGAGUAGCGCGGUUGAGUUCCUUUUGGAAAACAAAUUCAACAUGGACGCUCUGUACCGAGCCGGCGUCACAUAUAUAUCGAGAGAGGAGGAAGAACAAGCCAUCUCGAUAGCUGUCCAAAGGAAUAAACCAGGCACGGCUCAGACAUCGAUGGAUGUCAAAGAAACCGACUAUGAGUCGCUAGCAUUCCUUAUACUUGCCCGGGUGCUCAUCGAUGAUUGGAUUGCCCUUGGUGAUAAACGUGAUGACUACCUCAAUAUCCCGCCACCUUCCAGUCAAAUCAACUCCCAGGGGCUCAAGGGUAUGCCUUCGGUUUUAAACAGGUUUCAGAAAAGGCUGGUCCAUCAACUUGUUGAGGUGGAAUACCCAGGUUAUGUCACAAUUGGACGGCCUACAUUUGUCCAGAUUGUCCAUUACGAUGAAGACCGUGAGAACGCUAUUCGAGACAAAAGGGUACAGCGGGUGCGAGAGCGAGUUUGGAAUGAGACAGGAUUCAGAUGGAUUGCUGAGGCACUGGCUGGAGGCGAUCUCUCGAAUCUCAGCCCCGGUUAUUUCGGUGCCAUCAGAGCCAACAUGGGGCCCGUAGGCCAAGGCGAAACGCUUAAGGACUUUGUAGACGACUUCAAGAAGAACCUAAAAGCACAUCGGCCUGUUCUUGUUGGCCAUAACCUCUUCAUGGACUUGAUAUAUUUCUUUCGGUGCUUUUUUGGUCCUCUCCCGGACAGUGUGGAAGACUUCCAAGCGAUGGUGCACGAACAUUUUCCAGUCCUCAUUGACACAAAGUAUCUUGCCACACAUGAUUGCGGAUCGAUCAACCCAAGAUCAUCGUUGCAAGAGAUCAAUGACAGUUUGCUUCAAAUACCGAUACCCGAAAUCAUUAUACAUCCACACUUCGCCAGGUACCAUAUAGAGAAGAUCGACCAUGAAGCGGGAUACGAUAGUCUGCUUACAGCACAAGUAUUCAUCAAACUCUCUGCGCAGCUUGGCGAACGGCACCAGGUCGGGUUGGGCAAGUCAAUCUUAACUACAAACUCCCAAACGAAUGAACAAACUGGUCUUGACAAUCGGUUUUCUCAACUUCAGAUUGAAGAGACUCGGGCGGGACCCUCCAGUGCAACUGAUAACGACGACGAUAGCAUGAGAAGCGGUGAAGUUUUAGGCGAGUAUAGCCCUGCAGUCGAGACACGGCAGGCCAAAAAAGGACACUUGAUUCCAAGACCAAGUUUUCAAUUUUGGAAGGUUUAUGGCAACAAACUACGCGUCUUCGGAACAGAGGAAAGGGUCUGUGAUAUUGGUUGA
Messenger RNA from Aspergillus puulaauensis, 1617 nucleotides. RefSeq names its product CAF1 family ribonuclease. Bases 1 to 1617 code for a protein of 538 amino acids. NCBI's taxonomy places the organism in Eukaryota, Fungi, Ascomycota, Eurotiomycetes, Eurotiales, Aspergillaceae. Gene Ontology annotation, biological process: nuclear-transcribed mRNA poly(A) tail shortening. The record is from RefSeq and is a predicted model, not a curated record. Gene Ontology annotation, cellular component: cytoplasm. Gene Ontology annotation, molecular function: poly(A)-specific ribonuclease activity; RNA binding. The transcript is spliced from 5 exons.